Molecule: messenger RNA, 993 nt
Organism: Vespula vulgaris
Lineage: Eukaryota; Metazoa; Arthropoda; Insecta; Hymenoptera; Vespidae
Exons: 6
Coding region: 72-944 (290 amino acids)
Source: RefSeq, a predicted model, not a curated record
UAGACGCAACAUCGGUUGCGUUAACAAGCAAUUGGAUCGUUUUUUUGAAAUAACAUCGAUCUUUCCUCGAGAUGCUGGAGAUCUUUGCACUUUGUAGCUGUGCCUGUCUCGCUUGUCUCUGGUGUGCCAUUGCUCUCGAACUAACCAAAGAUAGAAACACUCGUAAAAAAUUUGAUGAAAUAUUUGGUACGAAUUGUACACAAUGUACCAAAGAUCAUGGACCUAUAAACACAAUAUCGUGCAGUAAUAAUCAUGUUUCACGAAAGACUUCUAACAAGGACACGCGUACAAUAUGCCCCAUCAAGCGUCGUAAACAUAAAAUUCAAGAAAAAAAAGAAUGUACUAAUCGUAUGGAUAUAAAAAGAAAAGUUAGAAAGAAAUUAAAUAAUUCUCAUCGUGGGAAUAGGAGACUCGUGAAACCGAAUUUUUUGAACUCGGUGUCAUUUCCGUAUUUACAUUCAAAUAAUGGGUAUGCAAUAAAUGAGCAUGCAAUGAGUGGGAUGCCAUGUUCACCUUGCAAAAUUUGUUGUCACGUAAGAAAUGGAUGUCAGUGCAAGAAAAAUAACGAAAAUCUACCAGCAUACAAUUUGAACAUCCAUAAUUCUUCCUGCCCGAAUUUGACCUAUCAAAGACAACAAUGUAACAAUGGAUCACCCGUUCGAUUAUCUUACUAUUCGUUGGCUUUCGAUCCGUGUCAACGGCAGCCACCAGCAGUAUCUAAUAAUAUACCUACUGCUAUAAAUAAUAUACCAUACGUAUCUAAUAUACCAAAAGUAUUUAAAGAUAACGUACUUAACAUACCUAACAUACCUAACAUAGCUAAUAUACCUAAUAUAGCUAACAUACCUAAUGUGCCUAAUAUUUGGAAAGAUUGCACGAAACAAAAACCUACUUUCAGGAGAAAACGAUAUUUUCCAAGAAAAUUAAGGGGACGACGAAAUUAGUUGUAAUAAUCGAUAAUAAUAUAUAUUUUAUGCGAUAUCAUUGAUAAAA